Messenger RNA from Scatophagus argus, 1844 nucleotides. Its product is annotated as major histocompatibility complex class I-related gene protein-like. Bases 107 to 1183 code for a protein of 358 amino acids. Gene Ontology annotation, cellular component: external side of plasma membrane. The transcript is spliced from 6 exons. The record is from RefSeq and is a predicted model, not a curated record. Lineage: Eukaryota; Metazoa; Chordata; Actinopteri; Scatophagidae. Gene Ontology annotation, biological process: immune response.
ACUCCUGGAGUCGUGCUCGACGAAGAAGCAAAGUGCAUCUGUAACGGAAUAAAUAAUAAUAACAAUAAAAAUAAGAAUUUAAAAAGAAAUCUAUUAAAGUCUCAAAAUGAACAAAUGGGUCUUCCUGGUCCUCCUGGGAACAGGUCUACAUGUCUCGGCUGCACUGACUCACUCUCUGAAGUAUUUCUACACUGGGUCCUCUGAAGUCCCAAACUUCCCAGAGUUUGUGUCUGUUGGGUUGGUUGAUGAAGCUCCGAUAAGUUACUAUGACAGUAACACCAAGAGAGCAGAACCCAAACAGGACUGGAUGAAGAAAGUCACAGCAGAUGAUCUGCAGUACUGGGAGAAAGAGACUGACUAUUUACGUGGUUCCCAGCAGGCCUCCAAAGCCAACAUUGAAACUGCAAAGCAGCGGUUCAACCAAACUGGAGGUAUCCACAUUGCCCAGAGAAUGUACGGCUGUGAGUGGGACGAUGAGACCAAUGAGGUUAAGGGUUUUCGUCAGGAUGGUUAUGAUGGAGAAGACUUCAUAGUAUUUGACCUGCAGACGCUGACUUGGAUCGCUGCCAAACCACAGGCUGUCAUCACCAAACACAAGUGGGAAAAUAACAAAGCUCAGUCAGCGUUGUAUCACAACUACCUCACCCAGAUUUGUCCUGAGUGGCUGAAGAAGUAUUUGGACUAUGGGAGGAGCUCUCUGCUGAGAACAGAUCUUCCCUCAGUGUCUCUCCUCCAGAAGACGCCCUCCUCUCCAGUCAGCUGCCACGCUACAGGUUUCUACCCUGAGAGAGCCACACUCAGCUGGAGGAAAGAUGGAGAGGAGCUUUAUGAGGGCGUGGAGCUCGGAGAGAUCCUCCCCAACCACGAUGGAACCUUCCAGAUGAGUGCUGAGCUGAAGCUUUCAUCAGUCACACCUGAAGACUGGAGCAGGUACACCUGUGUGUUUCAGCUCUCAGGUGUGAAGGAGGACAUCAUCACCAAACUGGACAAAGCAGACAUCAGGACCAAUGGAGAGAAGCUCGUUAACAUGGCCGUCAUCAUCCUGGUUGCCGUGCAACUGGGUCUCGCUCUCGUCUUCAUCACUGCUGUUGUAUUAGUGGUGCACAAAAAGAAGAAAGCCAAAUGCCCUCCGUCUCCUGACAACAUCUCUGAGCUCUCUGAGAAAGUGACUCUUCAUCACUGAAUAACAAACACAGCACCUGAACACAGUGAGUGGCUUCAUAUGAGACAUGAACACAGACUUUAGUAAAACAGUGAUAGCAGUUUAUUAAACUGGUGUUGAAGCAAAUGAAAAACAAACUGUACUUCAAUUAUUAUUAAAUAUGAGCAGGACAGGAAAUGGACUCAUGGGGUUUUGUAUCACACUGCUGAAUUAUUUUGAUUUGUGUGUAAUUAAUUUGACAAAUAUUCCCAUCUGGUUAUCACCAAACACCAGCACUGUGCACACACAUAAAAUAUCAUCAUCAGUAGAAAAUGUUCCAAUUGUGUAAAACUGGAAAAAGACCCAAUUUUGUUUUCAACAGUACUGAAGUUGUUAUGAAUAUUCUGUAAAUUAUGCAUUUAUUCAUGUAAAUAUGUUAUAAAGGUGUUUGUGAAUUAAUGAGCAGUCUGUUACUGUUUGUUUUUCUUUUCUUUUUUUUUUACAUUUUCAUCUUUUUUUAAAUGUUAAGAAUAAUGUUUAAACAUGAUUAUGUUUGAAUUUCAGCUGAAGUCCUUGAAAUAUUGUGUUUGAUGCUUCUCAGCACGAGCUAAAUUCUGCUGCUGAUGUUGCUGCUGCUGCUCAGAAGUUGUACAGCAAUUUUGUACUUUUGCUUUUCAUUAAAGCAUUAAAGCAUUAAAGCAUC